Molecule: messenger RNA, 1269 nt
Organism: Trichoderma gamsii
Lineage: Eukaryota; Fungi; Ascomycota; Sordariomycetes; Hypocreales; Hypocreaceae
Exons: 2
Coding region: 1-1269 (422 amino acids)
Biological process (GO): nucleoside metabolic process
Molecular function (GO): catalytic activity
Source: RefSeq, a predicted model, not a curated record
AUGUCCAAUCCAAAAGCCUACACAAUUGGCUGGAUCUGCGCCAUAACUACGGAGUAUGUUGCCGCGCAAGCCUUUCUUGACGAAAAGCAUGAAGGACCGGAAUGUGUCUCUUCUAGUGAUAAUAAUGAUUACACAUUGGGCAGGAUUGGAAAACACAAUAUUGCCAUCGCUGUCUUGCCUGAUGGUGAGUAUGGUAUUACCUCUGCAACAGGUGUAGCGAGAGAUAUGAUACAGAGCUUUCCUAAUGUUAGAAUCGGUCUGAUGGUUGGGAUUGGCGGGGGCGCUCCAAGUCAAAAGCAUGAUAUCCGCCUAGGGGACAUUGUGGUUAGCACUCCUCGGAAUGGGAAAGGUGGCGUUUUCCAGUACGACUUUGGCAAGGCGCUGCAAGAUCAAAGCUUCCAAACAACUGGGUUCUUGAAUCAACCACCUACAAUCUUACGAGCAGCGGUUAAUGGGCUUAAGGCCCAGUAUGAGAGUGAUGGUCAUCACCUUGAAGAAGCCAUCAAUGGUGUUCUUGAGAAGAGACCCAGACUAAAGAAGAACUAUAGUCGACCGGAGCUAAGCACUGAUAGGCUAUAUAAAGCCAAAGUUCUUCAUCCUCUUAACGACAACUCAAGCUGCGCGACGGUUUGUGGCGAUAACCCAUCAAAAUUGGAAUUGCGACCUAAGCGGACCGAAGACGGGGAUAAUCCAGCAGUUCACUAUGGCCUUAUCGCUUCGGCCAACCAGUUAAUGAAGGACGCUUUAGUUCGAGAUAGACUUGCAGCGGAGACAGACGUUUUGUGUUUCGAAAUGGAAGCGGCAGGACUUCUAAAUCACUUUCCCUGUCUAGUGAUUCGAGGCAUUUGCGACUAUUCAGACUCCCAUAAAAAUAAGGAAUGGCAAGGAUAUGCAGCGAUGGCUGCGGCUGCAUACGCAAAGGACCUUCUCUAUCGGAUUCCUUCAGCUAAUCUUAGGGCUGAGGAAAGAACUGAAGACUUUCUUUUCAGAGAUUGUUCUGAUAAGAAUCCAAACCCCCUUUAUGGCAACUUUCAGGAAACCACGGGCUCUGAAAAUAAUACUAUUCAGGCUGGCUUCCGCAAUCAAGCCAGGACAGCCGGGGAAGGGAAUCAAACAAUACAAGGCGGUAACGAGAACCAGAGUAUCACGAAAGGGAAUGGCAACCGUGCCACGCAGAUUGCAACGGAGGGGAAAGAGGCGUUGAAAUUAGCCAGGGAUGUAUUAGCCAAAAAGCCUCGAAGCAGCUGGAGAAAAUGGCUGGCUAAUUAA